This is a messenger RNA of Notolabrus celidotus (New Zealand spotty), 2309 nucleotides long. Its product is annotated as SPRY domain-containing SOCS box protein 3-like. Lineage: Eukaryota; Metazoa; Chordata; Actinopteri; Labriformes; Labridae. The record is from RefSeq and is a predicted model, not a curated record. Gene Ontology annotation, molecular function: protein binding. The coding region runs from base 413 to 1726 and encodes 437 amino acids. The transcript has 8 exons. Gene Ontology annotation, cellular component: SCF ubiquitin ligase complex. Gene Ontology annotation, biological process: proteasome-mediated ubiquitin-dependent protein catabolic process.
GAAGUUUCCACAGGAUACCUGUUUUCUUAUCUCAAAGUUCAUCUGUCAGGUAAAACGUGUCAAGACUAUCUCGAGACAAGGCCAUGCCCGUUAUAACGUGUCAGGAAACCCGAGACAAGGGUCAGGACGGGAGAGAAAUGUCGCAGUCAGGGACUGAACUCGUUUCUUCAUCACCCGAGUUCACAAGUUAAGUAGGUCCUUCUUUGGAGUCAUGUUUCACGGCCUCCAUAAGUUUAUCUACUUGUAUAAAGUAUGCAGACGAAAUUAACAUACCCCCCUCCACAUGCCUCCUAUCCAAUAAGAAGACGAGAAGGGCGUGGAGUUGUAAUGUUUACGUCUAGCCUGCUCAGAAGUGGGACAGAGUGCAAACUGCACCUGUCACACGUUCGGAUAUCGAGGUACAGUACGUCAAAUGAGCCACUGCAAGACGGUGUACAGGAAGACUUCUGUCAGAGCUGCCAUGUUGAGAAGAGGCAGGAACGGCCGGGCUCGACAUGUGGCCUCGACCGAAACACGGCACGAGACAGAUGCCAUGGCAGUGAUCCAGACACCGGACAGGGAGGAGUGGGAGGGCCAGACGACAACGCAGGUCAACGACCCGCAGGAGUCAGAGUUGGAUUAUCUUGCCAGAUCUCAGAUUGUAUCUGAGGUGGUUGCCAUGCCCAGCACAGAGCCGGUGAUAGGGGAGUCCUUCUGCCAGUGUGAGAGACAGGAAGAGUUCAACCCGGGCUUUGGUGUCACUAGUGACUGCCUCUGUGGGGAGGAGGAUCAAGGUUUUGACUGGGUGUGGGAUGAUCACAUCAAAUCCUCCGGAGCCUUCCUCAGCUGUGACAGCAGGAAGGUUACCUUUCACUCAGACUACAGCUGCGGCACAGCGGCCAUCCGCGGCACCAAAGAGCUUGCAGAGGGCCAACACUUCUGGGAAGUCAAGAUGACAUCUCCCGUCUACGGAACUGACAUGAUGGUGGGAAUCGGUACCUCAGAAGUGAACCUGGAGAAGUUUAAGUACAGCUUUGGCAGCCUGCUGGGCCACGAUGAAGACAGUUGGGGGCUCUCAUACACAGGUCACCUCCAGCACAAAGGGGACAAAGUGAAGUUUUCCACUCGGUUUGGUCAAGGCUCCAUCAUUGGAGUUCACUUGGACACCUGGCACGGCACCCUGACCUUUUACAAGAACCGAUACUGUAUAGGUGUUGCUGCCACUCGGCUGCAGAACAAGAAGUUCUUCCCCAUGGUUUGCUCCACAGCAGCAAAGAGCAGUAUGAAGGUGAUCCGUGCCUGCUACACACCCACCUCCCUGCAGUAUCUCUGCUGCACCCAGCUCCGCCAAAUGUUACCCUCCUGCCCAGACGUACUAAACACAAUGGAGCUUCCCCCAGGCCUGCGGACCCUCCUCCAGACACGGCUUGGCUGGGUUUUUACCCUCAGCGGCAGCCCUGAGCCAGAGGUACCUGAACCUGUAGACUUGAAUGAGGACUUCCAGGAGGACAUGAGUCUGCCCUCCAGCCCCAUCCCGAGUCCGGUUUCUACCCUGAGUGCCUGCGCUUCCCUGAGCCCCUGCACCAGUCCGUUUCCUGACUCAGUCCCGUACCAGUGUCCGUGUCAGACGUCACCGAAAAAACAACCCUGCACAUGCCACUGCCCCCCAACCCCACCAAGCAGCGACUACGACAGCUGCUGCUCCGAGCCAGAGGAUUACCAGUGCAAACGAUGCCGCUGGACAUGACUCUGCAGAAAACACUUCUCUUUUAGCAUUGACAUACAGGUACUCUGCUAUGGCCAUAAGUCUCUCCUGUCAGAUGUCAUGGAAAUGAGAGCAAUCUCAGCAUUUAGCCAAUAUCACUUUAUCUACGUUAUGAAUGGAUUGUUGCUCCUCCUUUUAUUUGGCACGUUUUAUGACAUUCAUUCAAUGAAUGGGGACAGAGAGUAAGUAAAACAGGAGUGAGACAUUUGAGGAAAGUGGAAUAUUAGAGUUCUUAUUUUAUCCAACAUCUAUAAACAGGCUACAGAGAGCCAUUUGUCCAGCUCCUUUUCAUGUUCUUACUUUUGAAAUAUGCCAGUCCCUGUCUCUGGAAAGCUGGACGUGUUCCAGAAGAUUCUGAGGGGUAGAGUCCAGACAGGAGACAAUCUGCUUUUUGAUACCAAAGACACAACUUUUUGUACAGUAAACCUGUGUUUUGUAAUCAGCGUUUGGCUUGAACACCAACAGUUGAUAGUGUUCUUGCUGAAAGAUGAUUUGUUUUUUUUAUUGACAGUUUGUAAUGAACUUUCUUACUCAGGAAAUUCUAUAAAUAAAAACAAAAAGGGGA